GGUUGCCUCUCCGGUAUAUAAGUUUGAUGCGACUUUUCCUGGAUGCACCUGCCUAUAGGAGUCCUGGUCGUCACGAUGAACGUUCUCCUGGGCGGUCUUUUGAUCUUUGCCACCUUUGUGACUUUAUGCAAUGGAUCAUGCUAUGUAAUACGUCAUAAGUUAGCUCCAGGAGAGACAAUCAAAGAAUGCACGGAUCUCAAAGGAAACAAACACCCGCUAGACUCAAGAUGGCGGACUGAAGACUGUGAGCUAUGUGCUUGCCGUGACAUAGAAAUAUCAUGUUGCUCCCUUGUUUCUACACCUGUGGGUUAUGACAGACACAACUGCCGGAAAAUCUUCAACAAGGAGACCUGCAAGAUAAGUGUGGUGGAGAAGAAGGACCCAAAUAGGCCCUGUGGUGUCAGUGGAUGGAUAUCGUAAUGUGCUUCUAGUAGGCACAGGGCUCCCAGGCCAGGCCUCAUUCUCCUCUGGCCUCCAAUAGUCUAUGAUGGUGUAGCCUUGCCUAUCAGUAAAAGAUUUUUGAGCAAACA
Saimiri boliviensis boliviensis (Bolivian squirrel monkey) is the source of this 530-nucleotide messenger RNA. Its product is annotated as beta-microseminoprotein E1. Lineage: Eukaryota; Metazoa; Chordata; Mammalia; Primates; Cebidae. The record is from RefSeq and is a predicted model, not a curated record.